GGUUUCCACUGACAUGAAGUACUAUUUAUAUAGUGCUCGCAGCCAACUUUUCAAACAUCAUUCUUUUUAACGAUCGGUAUCCUUCAAGCACGCGUUCAUUAACUAUGCAUCUAAUUUCCCUCUUCCUCCCGCUCAGUCUGUUGUCGACUGCUGCUGCAGCUGAUUACAAUGCAUCGACUCCUACAUCAGAUGCACUGCAGCUCCAAGAAUUUGAAUGCAGAUGUGGAGCCGGUAGCUUUCUCUCAAUGCCACAUGCCAGCAUCACACGUCGUUCAGAAUCCAUGCAAUGUCACUCUUACAGCAAGUUACCACCAUCGAAACCCCAGCGUACAUGCUCCUACAAGAAAAUCUUACUAACCUUUCUCUCACAAAAAAAUUAAUCGACGCCCGUGGUACUAAUGAGCCGCAAGGCAUUUCUAUCAUGUUCUAUCCCAUGCUCCAGUCCAUUCUUGCCAAAGUCCCCGAUGGUGUAAGCCUCCCUGUCGAAUACCCCGCCGGCGUAGACCAAAAUACUACAUCCGGCCAGAAAUUCAUCAUCGACACCAUUAAUCAAGGACUCCAAAAGUGCCCUAAUCAAGCAUAUGCUCUUUUCGGAUAUUCCCAGGGGGCCACUUUGAUACUAAGGACGCUUGAGGAACUCAGCUCUGAAGCUAUUAACUCCGUCUCGUCCGUUAUUCUCGUAGGCAACCCGUACCGUGUUCCGGAUAAACUAUCGAAUGUGAAUGGUACCGGGCAGGCGGGAAAUGAUGCUACGGUGGGAUUAUUUGUAGCUUCAGCGACUGCGAACAACGAAAGCAUCCCACAGCUCUCCGACAAACUAGACCAGAGUGGUAAAGUACUUGACUAUUGUCUUGAGGUGAGUUCAUAGGAGGAGAGCUAUGCUGAAUAUGUAAAAAGUAUUUUAUACUAACGAGUAAAUAUUUUCAGGGCGAUGGUGUUUGCGCGCUCAAUCCUGCUUGCUCAUGUAUACUUACUGCAGGCCAUCUUUCGUAUGGUUUAACUGAGAGUGUGCAAACUACUGCAGUAGAGCACGUUAUUGCAAGGGUUGCAUAAUCCAGUAUUAAAUAUGCUGAAUUCAUCGAACCAUAAAUUGUUUUAAAAAUUCUACA
Messenger RNA from Botrytis cinerea B05.10, 1109 nucleotides. RefSeq lists its product as hypothetical. Gene Ontology annotation, molecular function: hydrolase activity. Lineage: Eukaryota; Fungi; Ascomycota; Leotiomycetes; Helotiales; Sclerotiniaceae. The record is from RefSeq and is a predicted model, not a curated record. The transcript has a single exon. Bases 287 to 868 code for a protein of 193 amino acids.